Lachancea sp. 'fantastica' is the source of this 3870-nucleotide messenger RNA. NCBI's taxonomy places the organism in Eukaryota, Fungi, Ascomycota, Saccharomycetes, Saccharomycetales, Saccharomycetaceae. The record is from the annotation of a GenBank genome assembly.
AUGAGCUUUGCAGUCGGAGCAACGGGCCCAUCGUCGAGUUUCCAGUUUUUCGGCAACGGCAAAUCCAAUGGUGAAAAGGGCUUCUCCCGUUCUUCAAGGACAAAGAGACGCGACAAAAGCCAACAACGACCACCGCAAGUUGGAAAAAGAACAUUUCAUGAAGGAAACACGAUAAAAUUGGAGCAGACGCGUUCAGACGGACCGUUACAUAGGCCAUGGCUAUCUGUUUCACAGCAGCAGCAGCAGCAGCAGCAGCAGUCAGCACUGUUCAAGAGAGACUCAAUACAAAAUACGUCUAAAGCUUUUAUGCUUCCGGCUCCUGAGGAGCUUGGAUUCAAAAGAGUUUUACAUAAGCCCCGGGAGACUCCAAAGUAUCUGAUCGAACAGAAAGCCAGUCUCAAGCCGCGCCCGUUUGUUCAGGACCCGUGGGACUAUGAGAACCAACAAAAAAUGCUAGCUAUUGAAAAGAGAGUUUCCGACACCACUGAACUAUGGGAAACGUUCAAAAAGAUGCGAGAGACUGAAAGGCGCGUCAUGGAAGACAAAAAGCUUGUGGAUCGCGCUGAUUCGGCCAAAGACUUGAACGACGCGAUUAUUUUCCAAGGUACCUGUCAGGAUAUGUGCCCCAUAUUUGAGCGGGCACGAAGAAGUGUGGAAAACAAUGUGGUGCGAUACGAAAGAGAAGAUGAAAAUUCCAAGGCAAUUUCCAGGUUGAAAGCACUCAAAGUCUUUGCAAGACCAGCUGCCGCUGCAGCCCCACCUCUUCCCUCAGAUGUAAGACCUCCAAAAGUUCUCAUCACUACUUUGGACUACAUCGUGGAUAAUAUUGUGGGAAAGCUGCCCGAUUGCGAAGGGUUUCUUUGGGAUCGUAUGCGUUCCAUCCGGCAAGAUUUCACGUAUCAAAAUUACAGCGGUCCUGAAGCAGUAGACUGUAAUGAAAGAAUUGUUCGCAUACACUUGCUCAUAUUACAUGUUAUGGCAACGAGUGAAGUUGAAUAUAGUCGACAACAAGAAUUAGAACAAUUGCACAAGGCUCUUAUCACGCUAUCCGAAAUUUACGAUGAGGUUCGCGCUAGUGACGGCCAAUGUCCCAAUGAAGCUGAAUUCCGCGCUUAUUCCUUGUUGAGUAGAAUAAGGGAUCCGGAAUACGAUAAGAUGGCACAGUCUCUGCCACAAUCGGUCUUUGAUGACAGACUGGUUCAAAUUGCAUUAUGUUUUCGCAGAAUUCUCUCCAACUCGACAUUCUCAGAACGGGGUCAUGUCAAAACCGAAAACGGACUCAAUUUAUACAAGAGAUUUUUCGAGCUAAUAAAGUCAGAUCAUGUUCCGUUCUUGAUGGCUUCUUUCUUAGAAGUUCACCUUAAUGAGAUUCGAUUUUAUGCUGUCAAGUCUCUUUCUCAUUCAAUCAACAAAAAGCACAAACCUUUUCCAUUGGAGUUCCUGGAAUCAGAGCUAAUGUUUAACAACAUUGAUGAGCUAUUGAAAUUCUGCGAUCAUUACUCGAUCGAAGUGGACGCAGAGGGCGUCAAACUGACUUCAUUAUCUCACCACUCGCACGUAAUCUCAGAGGCAACUCCACUCAAGCAGAGCUAUCUUAAGGUAGUGGAUGAAAAAUUAGCCAGGUCCAAUGCAAAAGAUUUGAUUAACUGCGGAACGCGCAACUUGGAUACCAUCCCACUGCAUAGUACACAUGUUUCGAACGAUAAUCAAACUCCGGACAACCAAUUCCCGGAGGCAACUUUUACUCGUUCAGAAGAUCCAUUAAAAUCGAAGGUUGAAUGGCCUGCUGCUGUCAAGACUGCACAGUUUGCUUUUCAAGCAGAACCUAAAAAUGAUAGGACUGAUAUUUCAACAGGUCCAAACAAGACUUCAACGAAUCCUUUUACUUUAGCCCACAAUGUAGAGGCACCAAAAGAAAAAUUACAAAGUUCCAAAAGUUCCGAGGUAAAUGAUAAUCAAAAGGUAUUAUUUGGUAUUGAUAAUAACCAGAUCAAUAACGAAAAUACGCCGCGACAAAGUGGUAAUAUGCAACUAGUGGAGGGAGCAAGAGAGGUAACAACAUUUCCGCAACUGAAACCCCAGCAAAAUAAUGUUGGCCUAACGAACGGGGAAAGACGACGGAACGAAAACCGUGUUGGAUCACAGUUGGAAGCAUCAAGAUUGGUCGCAGAAAGUCUGAUUCAAAACGUUGUGCGUGACGAGGUCUCGGCGAUUGUGAAUAAGUCCCUGGCCUCAAGUUCCAAAAAAAAAAGGAUCAUUCGAGUUCUUGCCGAAGAUCUUUUCCAUGCGUUUUUGCAUGAGAAAAUAUAUCUUACGACGCUUGAAGCUAGAGCGGAGCAAUUUCACAGUAGGACCUCUUUGAAGCAAGCGAUGAAAAUUUGGGAGGGCAUUCGAAAUAAGAGGUGCGAGCAGAGAAAAUUGGAAAGAAAGAGACGCGAAGAACUACUCCAGGUCAGCAGAUGUCUUGGUGUUCCAUUGAGCAAAAGGCAUCGCGUUGAUGCAACGCCGACUUCAACUCUGUCAUUCUCGCCUUCACUUUCCAUUCAUAAUCAAGUGAUUCAUACACCUGUGGCCAACCAGGUGAGCCAAUUCAAAACACCAGUACAUGAGAACAACGCCAUCUGGAAGCCUAUCGAUUUUAAAUCUCUGUAUCUGAGCGUCAUAGAAGGCAAUCUCAAAGAGAUGUGCACUGAGCACGAAAGUAUCCUACGGAAGCCUAUUUUGGUGGAAGUAUCGAUUUUCGCAAGAAAUUGGGAUAGCAUAUCAUCAAGAUGGUUGUUGGCGAAAUUUGGUUUAGAAAAACGCCGCAAAACGAUGCUACGAUCUAACAAUAGCAUUGUGGAUCUCACUGUGAGUGCUUUGAGUGCAGACGCCUCGAGCAGAGAAUUUGAGAAUCUGCAGUUACUUGUGUUCAAUAGCGGGGUGACAGAGAAUGAUAUUUUCGACCUGGAGGUAAAAUUGAAGCAGGAUGGCGAAAAGCUUAUUGAGCUUACACAUGCCGCUGCACUCCACACCAAUUACACGCUCUCGAUUGAGAUUCUGUAUUGGGAGUCCACCGAAAACCCACUUUCUGAUAAGCAGAUUGCGAAACUGCUAAAAAUUGACAAAAUAUCCGAGACUUUCGCGGCUGCACUGAAGGAUGUACAGAUUGUGAAGCUGGCAGGUGAUAGCCCCCAUCAAAUUUUGGAAGACAGCUUGGCUAAGAUCGCAGGGUCUUCUUGUCUCGAACUAACCGAGCGGGGCAGGUAUAAUCUAUUAUUGCGCAGCAGGAGCUUGCAGGCAAGCUCUUCAACCCCGGGGAACUAUCGAACCGCUCGGGAGAUUGACUCUAAGCUUUCGAAGGCCCUAGAGAAAGAAAUCCAUCGAUACCAGCAAGAGAGAGACCGCAACAACACAUAUGCGCAUUUGCAGUCUCAUGUAGCCGCAUCUCCACGAUCGCGUCACAGAAAGCUGGCUGUGCUGCUGUCCGAUCGCCAUCGGAAUCGAUUCAAGACACCAUUGGCUGUCCGGCCGUUUUUCAAGCGCACUUCGUCGACGUCUUCUACUUCGUCUGUCCUUUCCUCCGAGCCCUCACACUUGGCAGCUAAAAUCAGAGCGGAAAGGCCUCGACACGAGAACACCACGUCUAAUUUUGCAUCCCCAGUUCCUUCGAGAACGCAGCCAGAAGGCGCGACUGCGGUAACUCCUUCUAUUUCCAUGCCCAUCGCGAACACAAGCGGGAUUUCGAACGUCACUUUCGAUUCCCCAUUCGCUACGCCAACUCUAAAAAUGGCUCCACCGUCAUCAACUGAUCUACAAGACACCAAUACCAGUGUCUUGGAAUUGCGAGACCUGGUGGCAUCCGUCAAAAAGAGUUUAAAUCGACAAUAA